UCUAAAAUCCUACUUCACUGUAUCCUAUCCACGGCUCAUAAGAACAAAAUAUGAAUUCCAUUCUCCUAAAAACCCCACCAGAAAUCGGAAAAUUGUUGUUGAACCCAUUUUCCAGUGGCUCCUCCUCUCUAAAUGGGAAUUACCGUUUCUUGGUUUCAGAAAAUCGCUAUAAGUAUCCUUCUUCUUCCUUUUCACAACUUUCUUUACAGAAGGUAAGGCUCAGGGGCACCUCAGUAACAGUGACAGCAGCGAAGAAAGAAAGGAGUAAAAGAGAGAGCAACCACAGCUUUGUUCCUAAACCCGAUGAAGCCACUGGGCCGUUCCCAGAAGCUGUGCUUCUUAAAAGGAGAAAACUUGAGGAAGAUGGUCAGCUUCUACCAGAGUUUGCUGAUGCUGAAGAGCGUGAACUGUUCGAGGCUUUGAAUCUUCAGCUUGAAAGUGACUUGAAUGUUGAUCAAUUGCGGCACUAUGAAGUGGUUUAUCUAAUACACGAGAAUCACAAGGAUGAAGUUGAGCAAGUGAAUACAAAAGUUCGAGAAUUUUUGGAGGAGAAGAAAGGCAAGAUAUGGAGAUUCAGCGACUGGGGUAUGCGUAGACUGGCAUACAAAAUACAAAAAGCAAAGAAUGCUCACUAUAUCUUGAUGAACUUCGAGUUGGAAGCAAAAUGGAUUAACGAUUUCAAGAGCAUGCUUGACAAAGAUGAGAGAGUCAUUCGACACCUUGUUAUAAAGAAGGACAGAGCAGAAACAGAGGAUUGCCCCCCUCCUCCCGAGUUUGGUACAUUACGUGCUGAUAUGAAUGAUGACGAAGAUGAUGAUGAUGAAGAGUACGAUGAUGAAGAUUGGGAUGAUGAGGGAGAUGUAGAUAUUGUCUACGUGGAUGAUGAUGUUGAUGAUGGAGAAACGAGUUCAGUGAAGGAAAAACGAAAGGCAUAUAGUGGUUUGAAUUAGUUCCCUAUUUUUCCAACUGAAAGGCUUUGUAAAAUAACAGUUUAUUUGUGGAAGAACUAGUUAAAAGAGUAGUAAGUAAUGAGCAUUUUCCCAUGUAAAAGGAAACACUUGCAAUUGCGUGGCU
Messenger RNA from Olea europaea var. sylvestris, 1074 nucleotides. RefSeq lists its product as uncharacterized. Gene Ontology annotation, biological process: translation. Gene Ontology annotation, molecular function: structural constituent of ribosome; small ribosomal subunit rRNA binding. The coding region runs from base 51 to 950 and encodes 299 amino acids. Gene Ontology annotation, cellular component: ribosome; cytosolic small ribosomal subunit. NCBI's taxonomy places the organism in Eukaryota, Viridiplantae, Streptophyta, Magnoliopsida, Lamiales, Oleaceae. The record is from RefSeq and is a predicted model, not a curated record. The transcript has 5 exons.